Messenger RNA from Carassius carassius (crucian carp), 742 nucleotides. RefSeq names its product cytidine deaminase b (gene cdab). NCBI's taxonomy places the organism in Eukaryota, Metazoa, Chordata, Actinopteri, Cypriniformes, Cyprinidae. The transcript has 3 exons. The coding region runs from base 16 to 519 and encodes 167 amino acids. Gene Ontology annotation, cellular component: cytosol. Gene Ontology annotation, molecular function: zinc ion binding; cytidine deaminase activity. The record is from RefSeq and is a predicted model, not a curated record.
ACAUAACUUUGCAGCAUGACAGCAUCACACAAAUCAAACACAACAUCAGGGAGGUGGGAGAACUGGGAAAAGGGAUUGGAUGCCGGAUCUGGAAAAAACAGAGUCACAAGCAAGUCUGUAGAGCCGCAGAAACACAACACAAAGCCUACACAGCACAGCAACAUGGGAGAUCAAAAGAUGAGAAGCAAGCGUAUUAAUGGGUUGAAUGAGCACUUGUCUGGAAUCAAAGAGUUGAUCUGGAAAUCCCUAGAGGCCAGGAAAUUUGCCUACUGCCCCUACAGCAAGUUCAGAGUCGGGGCGGCACUCCUGACACACGACGGGACGGUUUUCACAGGCUGUAAUGUGGAAAACGCGUGCUUCUGCUUGGGCAUCUGUGCUGAGAAAACUGCCAUCUCAAAGGCCGUCUCACAUGGCUACAGGGAUUUCAAAGCCAUUGCCAUCGCUAGUGAUAUGUGUGAGCAGUUCGUUUCUCCCUGUGGAGGCUGCAGGCAAUUCAUGAGAGAGGCAAGUUUCAUUUAACAUAGUAGUUCAUGUCAUUGAAACAAGCAGCAUCCUCAAGUUUCAUUAAACAUGUUAUUUUGGUUUUCACCUCAACAGUUCGGUGCAAACUGGAACGUGUAUUUGUCCAAACCUGACGGUUCCUAUGUGGAGAUGACUGUUGAGGAACUGCUGCCUGCGUCUUUCGGUCCAGAGGAUUUAAAAAUGAAGAAAGUGAAUAUUCGGAACGAGGUUUAGACGAUAC